This is a messenger RNA of Portunus trituberculatus (swimming crab), 456 nucleotides long. Its product is annotated as tigger transposable element-derived protein 1-like. Gene Ontology annotation, molecular function: DNA binding. The record is from RefSeq and is a predicted model, not a curated record. NCBI's taxonomy places the organism in Eukaryota, Metazoa, Arthropoda, Malacostraca, Decapoda, Portunidae. Gene Ontology annotation, cellular component: nucleus. The transcript has a single exon. Bases 1 to 456 code for a protein of 151 amino acids.
AUGGCUCCCAAGCGUAAGGCAGACUCUUCUUCUUCUGAUGGUAGUGCAUCAAAGAAGAGAAAGGUCAUUAUAAAGAGAUCACAAAAGGGAGAAACACCAACAAACAUUGGCCGUUUGCUUGGCCUUAGUCGUUCCACUGUGGCUACCAUCAUCAAAGAUAAAGAGCACAUUAUGGAACAUGUGAAAGGAUCUGCUCCUAUGAAAGUGACAGUGAUAACCAAGCAACGUAGUGGUCUAAUUAUUGAGAUGGAAAGAUUGUUGGUGCUUUGGUUGGAAGAACAAAAUGAACGGCGUAUUCCAGUGAGCCUUUUGGUGAUUCAGGAGAAGGCGAAAAGAUUGUUUGAGGCACUGAAAGAAGAAAAGGGGGAAGGAAGUGAAAGUGAAGAGUUUGUGGCUAGUAGGGGUUGGUUUAUGCGAUUUAAGGCUCGGGCCAAUUACCUUAACCUUAAAGUGUAA